Messenger RNA from Sphenostylis stenocarpa, 606 nucleotides. The record is from the annotation of a GenBank genome assembly. NCBI's taxonomy places the organism in Eukaryota, Viridiplantae, Streptophyta, Magnoliopsida, Fabales, Fabaceae.
AUGGAGUUCUCUCAAGAUGAUUUCGAUCGGUUACUGUUAUUCGAGCACACGCGGAAGACCGCUGAAGCAAACUACGCGGAGAAUCCUCUUGACGCUGAUAAUCUGACCAAGUGGGCGGGAGCUUUGAUCGAGUUGUCGGCAUUUCAGAGUCCUGGGGAUUCCAAGGCGAUGAUUGAUGAUGCCCUUUCAAAGCUGGAGGAGGCUUUGCUGAUCAAUCCAAAGAAGCACGACACUCUUUGGUACCUGGGAAAUGCACACACGUCGUAUGCAUUUCUAACCCCCAAUGUCAGUGAGGCAAAGGGUUAUUUUGACAAGGCACAUGAAUAUUUCCAGAAAGCUGUGGAUGAGGAUCCAGAAAAUGAUCUCUAUAGAAAGUCCUUGGAAGUUGCUGUGAAGGCUCCUGAACUACACAUGGAGAUCCAUAAUAAUGGGUUUGGUCCAAUGAAUAAUGCGGGAUCUUCUGCUACUUCAAAGGGAAAGGAAUCUAAAAGGCAGAAGAACAAUGACUUCAAGUAUGACAUAUUUGGAUGGAUUAUUCUUGCAGUGAGUAUAGUAGCAUGGGUGGGAAUGGCCAAAUCUAACAUUCCCCCGCCACCUCCUAGAUAA